Zasmidium cellare ATCC 36951 is the source of this 963-nucleotide messenger RNA. RefSeq lists its product as uncharacterized. The transcript has a single exon. The record is from RefSeq and is a predicted model, not a curated record. NCBI's taxonomy places the organism in Eukaryota, Fungi, Ascomycota, Dothideomycetes, Mycosphaerellales, Mycosphaerellaceae. Bases 1 to 963 code for a protein of 320 amino acids.
AUGCCUUUCAUCACCAGCAAAGUCGACGGCGCUCGACUAUUCUACAGGGACUACAGCCCUUCGAAGAAAGGACCUGCGUUCAAGCCAGCGGAAGAUCGCGAUGCAUCUGGAAAGCCGACUCUUGUAUUCGCGGCGGCGUGGCCGUUCUCAUCGAAGAUGUAUGACCACAUAAUGCUGCCCCUUUGCGAGUCUCAUGGCUUCCGCUGCCUCGCCAUUGACCGGCGAGGCUACGGAGGAAGCCACUGGGCUGGCCCUUCCAAGCCCGACCAAGAUAUCGACUACGAUACCUUUGCUGACGAUCUUGCCCAUGUGCUGGAUGUCACGGGUGUCUCGAAAGAAGACGGAUUUGUUGGCAUUGGGGCUAGCCUUGGCUGUGGCGAGUUUCUCCUUGCUUUGCAUAGGCACCCUGAAGUUCAAUCUGGAUGUCGAGGCCUCGUUUUCCUCGGAAAUUCACUACCUAUCCCUUUGCAGACGUCUCGAAAGUCGACUGGACCGCCUCGAUCUUUCUGGGACUCAUUGCUGGAGCGCCUCCGGAACGAUCGGUAUGAGGCCCUGGCGAAUUCAUUGCCCUACAUCUUCGGCGAAGAAGGAUCAAAGAUGCUUAGCUCCUUUGAGGUUCGGCGAUACGAGGACAUUGCGAUGAGCGCGGAUCCGUUUGCCCUCGAGCGCACAGUUCAGAUCUUCUUGGACAGGGAUUUCACGGAUCUCACUGAAGAAAGACGAUUCAAGUUCCCACUUCUUAUCUUGCACGGCGAUGCUGAUGCUGCAAACCCGGUCGAGAGUGGACCUGGCUUCAUUCGGGCAAAUUGGCCCAAUGCCAAGGUCAAUGUCUACGAAGGAGCUGCUCAUGGUGAGUUGCGUCUACUGUUUCAACGGUUCAAUGGUAACAAUCAUUCAGCUAUCGCUGCGACACAUAAAGAAAGGUGCUUGGAGGAUGUGAUCACGUUUCUGAAUUCAUGCUAG